AUGUGCUACCUGGACAACAUCCUCUUAUUGUCAAGGUCACACAACCAGGCUCUUCAGGAGCUCCAGGAUACCUUACAGGUGCUUCAGGGGGUGGGAUUCUCCAUCAAUCAGGAGAAGAGUCACCUUGUCCCCACCUCACGAUUAGUGCACCUAGGAGCCCUCAUCGAUUCUUCUCAGGGGAGGGUCUUCCUUCUCUCAGGAACACCAGAUCAGCCUCAGGGACUUGGCCAAGGAGAUGCAGAGGAGGCAGCUGGUCCCUUUUCUCCAGCUGUCUCAACUGCUGGGGAAGAUGGUCUCUGCUUCUCCAUCGUUCCUUGGGCACAGCUUCACAGCCGUAGCCUUCAGUGGUUUCUUCUGCCAUUCCAGAAAACCAACAGCAGCUGUUCCCUAGUGAAAGUCAGGUUGACUCCAGAGUUCACAGGCCUCUUUUUAGGUGUUCUUCAUCAUUCCAGUAUAAGAAGUAUGCUCAAAUUUGCUAUACAGUAUGCUCAAAUUUGCUAUACAGUAUGCUCAAAUUUGCUAUACACAGAAUACUCGCAAGAACCUAUCCCAACAUUGUGGAAUGAUUCACCAGAGCUGCCAUCAGGUGGAGGAGCUGUAGAAACCACCCCUCCUGCCCACUUCUCAGAUUCUACAGGAUUCCCAUCCUAUACAUCUGAUUAUGAACUAGAGGACACAACCCAUCACCACCAGCUGGAUAAUAACAAUGAGUCUCUGGGUCCUGGAGCUAUCGGUGCCAUAGUGAUUGCUGCUCUGCUGGGAGCGUCUGUGAUUGUGGCCUUGAUUGUUAUCACUCUACGGAAAUGUUCUACUUCCUAAAAUUAAUAAAAAGUGCUUUCGUC
Thamnophis sirtalis is the source of this 842-nucleotide messenger RNA. The record is from RefSeq and is a predicted model, not a curated record. NCBI's taxonomy places the organism in Eukaryota, Metazoa, Chordata, Lepidosauria, Squamata, Natricidae.